Leptonychotes weddellii (Weddell seal) is the source of this 1177-nucleotide messenger RNA. NCBI's taxonomy places the organism in Eukaryota, Metazoa, Chordata, Mammalia, Carnivora, Phocidae. The record is from RefSeq and is a predicted model, not a curated record.
CCGGUUGCUUGGAUACCUCUGUGAAACAAUUGCUGCCGGGGGCGCUUCCCGGCUGUCGCUAGAAGGGGCAGUUGGCCCUCACUUUCCGAAGAGCCCGAGGAGGAGCGGGUGAGAGCCCCGGCCGGCCGCCCGGACCUCGCGAAGCCGGCCUCUUGGCCCGCCCCCAAGCCCGGCCCCGCCACAGACCCGGGUCCCCCCUCCAGGCUCCAAAUCCGGGGGAGGCAGGGCGGCCCGGCCCUUCGGGGGCGCCCGCGCCCCGAGGCUCACCGGCCCGUCCUCCGCCUCCACGCAGCACACCUUGAUUCUUCCCAGCCUGGUCCCGGUCUGCGGAGAGCGAUGCCGCUUCCUGAUACCAUGUUCUGCGCACAGCAGAUCCGCAUUCCCCCGGAGCUGCCGGACAUCCUGAAGCAGUUCACCAAGGCUGCGAUCCGCACCCAGCCCGCCGACGUGCUGCAGUGGUCCGCGGGGUAUUUUUCAGCUUUGUCUAGAGGAGAUCCACUUCCUGUCAAGGACAGAAUCGAGAUGCCCGUGGCCACUCAGAAAACAGACACAGGCCUGACUCAAGGACUCCUGAAAGUUUUGCACAAGCAGUCACUGAACAGUUCAAUGAAGCACCUGUGUGAGAUCCUCACCGUGGACCCCGAGGGCGGGCCUGCGCGCAUCCCGUUUGAGACGUUCUCCUACGUCUACCGUUACUUGUCCAAAAUGGACUCGGACAUCCCUGAAGUGGACACGGAAUCCUAUCUCGCCACUUUAAAGGACACUGUGGCCUGGUGUUGGCCAAGAAAAACCAGAAACCAGACGAAAGGAAGCCUCAUGACACAGAGGUCAGAUGCCCCGGGCUGGAGCGAGGAGGCAAUGCUCAGGACAAAGAGAGGGAAACUGGCACUCAGUCAUUUGCAUGAAAAAUGGGUGAAGGGCUUGCCUAGCCAGACCUCCGCAUAUUCAUAUGAAUGCUAAGAGACACAGAAAGGAUUUCUGAAUGAUAAGCACACAGUAGAAACUGGUGGAAACUUCUGAGAAGGAGAAGUUGCCUACUUUCUGUGGUGUAACUGUUGGAUUUACUCCUGCUGUGCACCAUCCAUCCAUCCACCAAUCAUUAACAAGAAUUGCUGUUUUUGAACUUCUCAUGCUGGAGCUGGAAGGAAGAGGUCUUUUCCCUCUCCUGUGGAUGAGG